AUGUAAGAAAUAUUAUUAUUAAUUCUUUUUAUAUUAUUUUUACAAUUUCCCAAUAAUAAGCACUUUCUUUGUAUUCAUUAUAUAAAUAACCCCAAAUCAAUCUGUUAUUCUUAUCUUUUAAAGUCUAUCUAAUUUUAUAAAGUCUAUUAAAUAGUNGAUUCUAAUUUACCUAAUUCUUUUCUAAAUUAUACUAAGGACAAAAGUGAAAUAAUUAAUCUAGUAUAACAGAGAUCUUAACUAAAGACACUUUAAAUAACAAAUAGUCAUCGCAUUUUUAAUGGAUACUAAAAAGAAUAGUCAAAUUAGUUAUCGAGUAGAAGCAGAAUGAUCUUGGGAAAGGAUGAUCAAGUAAUUUCAGAGUUUGCUUAGUCUGAUAUCAUGAUUCCUCCUUUUAUUAGUCUAUUAGAAUCUAGUAUAGAAGCUGAAUCCUCAAUAAAAACCAUCUAGAAUAUAUAAAUAAAUUGUAUUUAGCCAAAUGUAAAAAAAUAAUACAAAUUGCCAUAAAGCAUUUAAUUUAUCCAUUUUAUACCAAAAGAUGGAUUUAAAUGUUUAUAAUGA
This is a messenger RNA of Paramecium pentaurelia, 558 nucleotides long. The record is from the annotation of a GenBank genome assembly. Lineage: Eukaryota; Ciliophora; Oligohymenophorea; Peniculida; Parameciidae.